This is a messenger RNA of Fulvia fulva, 2445 nucleotides long. RefSeq names its product Putative aconitate hydratase, mitochondrial. NCBI's taxonomy places the organism in Eukaryota, Fungi, Ascomycota, Dothideomycetes, Mycosphaerellales, Mycosphaerellaceae. Gene Ontology annotation, biological process: tricarboxylic acid cycle. The record is from RefSeq and is a predicted model, not a curated record. Gene Ontology annotation, molecular function: aconitate hydratase activity; 4 iron, 4 sulfur cluster binding. The transcript has a single exon. Gene Ontology annotation, cellular component: cytosol; mitochondrion. The coding region runs from base 1 to 2445 and encodes 814 amino acids.
AUGUUGGCAGCAAGGAGAGCAGCUGCUCCCAACGGGCGGCCUUGUCCCUCCCUCCUGUCCCUCCCGGGCGCCCUACGACAAGUCUGUCUGCAGCAACAGCGCGGUCUCGCAACACCCGCCGAUGUCUCUGCCACGCCAGCAUCCAGCGACGUCGCCGCACGAACGCCUCCCUACCCCAAGCUCCUCAAACGCCUACACGAUGUCCGUCGACUCCUUCCCAAGCGAAAGCUCACACUAGCCGAGAAGAUUCUCUUCUCCCACCUCGACAAUGCCGAAGAGUCACUCCUCCAAGGAACCAACAAUGGCGCUGAUAUCCGUGGCAAGGCCACGCUCAAGCUUAGGCCUGACCGCGUUGCCAUGCAGGAUGCCAGUGCUCAGAUGGCCAUCUUGCAGUUCAUGAGCUGUGGCAUGCCAACGACUGCUGUGCCUGCGAGCAUCCACUGCGACCACAUGAUUGUUGGAGAAAAGGGCGCGGAUACGGACUUGCCGAACAGCAUACAGGGCAACAAAGAGGUGUAUGACUUCUUGGAGAGUGCGGGUAAGAAGUAUGGCAUUGAGUUCUGGCCACCUGGCGCAGGUAUCAUCCACCAGACUGUGUUGGAGAACUAUUCUGCACCUGGCUUGAUGAUGCUGGGUACGGACAGUCAUACGCCGAACGCAGGCGGCCUUGGUGCUAUUGCGAUUGGUGUCGGUGGUGCUGAUGCUGUUGACGCGCUCGUGGACGCGCCUUGGGAGCUGAAGGCACCAAAGAUAAGAGGUGUGAGGCUCGAGGGCAAGCUGAGUGGAUGGGCAUCGCCGAAGGACGUCAUUCUGGCAUUGGCUGGCAGCUUGACAGUACGAGGAGGCACUGGAUACAUUACGGAGUACUUUGGACCUGGUGUCGAGAGCCUGAGUUGCACCGGUAUGGCUACCAUCUGUAACAUGGGAGCAGAGAUUGGUGCGACGACCUCGAUCUUCCCCUACACGCCUUCGUCGCAUGGGCCAUACUUGCAGUCAACACAUCGUGGAUUGAUCGCUGAUCAAGCCAAUGCCAUUGCCUCUUCGCCUGGACCUCACAAUCUUCUCGCAGCCGAUGCUGAGUGCGAGUAUGACGAUAUCGUGACCAUCAACCUCUCCGAGCUGGAACCACACAUCAACGGACCCCACACGCCAGAUCUUUCGUUCCCUCUUUCUGGCUUCAAAGAUGCUGUAGAAAAGAACCAAUGGCCAACUACAUUCGGUGCUGGACUCAUUGGUAGCUGCACAAACAGCUCUUACCAGGACAUGACUCGAGCAGAAUCUCUUGUGCAGCAAGCAUCUGCCGCGGGACUCAAGCCAAAGGCAGACUUCUUCAUCACACCUGGUAGCGAACAAAUUCGUGCUACUGUCGAGCGCGAUGGCACUCUCAACACUUUCGAGCAGGCUGGUGGUCUUGUGCUGGCCAACGCAUGUGGACCUUGCAUUGGAAUGUGGUCAAGAACUGACGGAGUGAAGAAAGGCGAAGCCAAUGCUAUAUUCACAUCCUACAACCGCAACUUCCCUGGACGAAAUGACGGCAACCGUGGCACACUCAACUUCUUGGCUUCACCAGAACUUGUCACAGCAAUGUCCUACUCCGGUCGCACCGAUUUCAACCCGAUGACAGACAGCAUCAAGACCGCUGAUGGCUCUGAGUUCCGCUUCCAACCUCCUACUGGUAUCGAUCUCCCUAGCAAAGGCUUUGCAGCCGGCAACCCACUUUUCCAACCUACCGCCCCUGUGCCAAACCCUGAAGUCUCCAUCGCUGUCGACCCUGAAUCAGACCGUCUGGCACUUCUUGAGCCCUUCGAGCCCUUCCCACAAGGAGAGCUCUCCGGCUUGAAGGUUCUUGUCAAGGUCAAGGGUCAAUGCACCACAGACACAAUCUCCGCAGCUGGUCCUUGGCUCAAGUACAAGGGUCAUCUUCCCAACAUCAGCGAGAACACUCUCAUCGGUGCUGUCAACGCUGAGACUGGUGAAGUCAACUCAGCCGUCGACGUGGACGGCAAGACCUACACAAUCCCAGCACUUGCAUCACGAUGGAAGUCCCAGAACCAGCAAUGGAUCGUCGUCGCCGAACACAACUACGGCGAAGGCUCUGCCCGUGAACAUGCCGCUCUCCAACCACGAUACCUCGGUGGUCGUAUCAUCCUUACGAAGUCCUUCGCACGCAUCCACGAGACGAACUUGAAGAAACAAGGUAUGGUACCUCUCACCUUCGCCAACGAAGCAGACUAUGACAAGCUGUCUGGCUGCGACGAGGUGAGCACGGAAGGUCUGUACGAUGUGCUGCAAGGCGGCGAGGGCGAGAUUACUCUGUUUGUCAAGAAGAAGGACAGUGGCGAGACGCAUCGCAUCCCGGUGAAGCACACUAUGUCGAAGGACCAGAGGGCGUUUAUUCUGGAGGGUUCGGCGCUGAACUUGCUGGCGCAGAAGGGCAAGAAGUAG